This is a messenger RNA of Thunnus maccoyii (southern bluefin tuna), 3268 nucleotides long. RefSeq names its product SPT2 chromatin protein domain containing 1 (gene spty2d1). Gene Ontology annotation, biological process: regulation of DNA-templated transcription; nucleosome assembly. Bases 500 to 2569 code for a protein of 689 amino acids. NCBI's taxonomy places the organism in Eukaryota, Metazoa, Chordata, Actinopteri, Scombriformes, Scombridae. Gene Ontology annotation, cellular component: nucleolus. The transcript is spliced from 6 exons. The record is from RefSeq and is a predicted model, not a curated record. Gene Ontology annotation, molecular function: DNA binding; histone binding.
UACGCAAUAGUGAAUCAUCUCACUUCCUCAGUGCUCUCUGAACACUUUGCCUUUUCUGUGUUUCUCGCUCAAGUCUCUACCAACACCCGGCGUUUGUUAUGGCUGAGUUUUCGCAGUUUUUAUUUCAGUUGGCCUUAUUUUAAAGGAUGUGACCCUAGUCUGUUGGUUUUUGUUAGUAUAAAAGGGAAAGUUCGUCUUUCAGGCUUUCUUGGUAGGCUAGAUUUGUUGGCUCAACGCGAGGUUAGCUAACUUCGCUAACGUGUGCUAACGUAAGCUGAAGAAGUAACAUUAAAGUCACGUUAACUGUUUAAUGUACAGUUUGACUUCCCAGCGGCUGUAUUUGACAAAGUGGCUUCUUUAUAGCUAUCUGUUGCUGGUGGCGUUUUGAUAUUGGCGUUUUUAUAACGCCUAGCUGACUUAACGUGGUUUGUAAGCUAGACGCUCCUGGAGUUUUGCGUGAAUCGUCUCAAACAGCCAGCUUACAUUACCAGCUGCUAACAUGAUGGACUUUGAUAAUAUAUUGUCAAUCGCCUCGCAAAACCAGGGCCUCAGCACUGUGCAGCAUAAGAGAUACAGUCUACAAGCUGGACCACCCAAAAAGGACCCAAAGUCAAAAGCUGUAAGUUCUGCUGCUGUGCAGGCACUUCUGAAGAAGCAACACAUUGAGACCAAACAGAAAGAAUUGCAAAUGAAGAAACAGAAGGUGGAACUUCUUGCAAAGAGGGUUGAGUUGAAGUCGGAUCGUAAAGCACGAGCCAUGGCUUCCAGAACGAAGGACAAUUUCAGAGGUUACAAUGGUAUCCCAAUUGUGGAGGGUCCUAAAAAGAGGAGAUCAAAACAUGAAAUGGAGGAUAAAUCAGCGGAUGGGGAAACAUUUAGGAAUUACUCGAUUGACCCAGAGGAUGAUGAAGAUAAUUAUGAGUAUGAACAGACAGAUUCAGAGCCAGAGCCGGAGCCGGAGCCAGAGCCGCUGAGACCAGGGAAAAUCUCACGUUUUAGUGGGAGUAGCAGCAGCAAACCCUCCUCUAAAAAAUCCAGUGGACCACCCAAGCCUGCUCCUCCUCCCAUGAACUUUGCAGCCUUGCUCAAAUUGGCAGAGCAGAAGCAGUUUGAGCCUGUUGAGCUAAAAACCAAGGUCGUGAAAAAGGAAGAAAGGCUCCGCACAGCUGACGAGAUAAGGGAACUGGAGAUGGAACGCAAGGUUAAGAGACGAGACAAAGACUCGAAGCCAGAAAGAGAAAGAGACCACAAGUCUCAAUCUAGCUCUAGUUCAAUAAGAAAAAACACUUCAGAGAAGGAGCAGAAGAAUUGCAAACCACAAAAGAACUCCUUAGAAAAGCAAAGUCAGCCCAGUGGGACAGGAAAGAAGUCACAUCCAACACCAACAAGCGAUAAAGGCCACUCUUCUUCUAAGUCCUCUGUUGGUGACAGAGAAAGAGAUAGACCCAAGAUGUCUCACAGUGAUAGAGACAGACACAAGACAAGCUUGUCUGGUUCAUCAGGUGCCAUAAACAGUAAAGUUCCUUCAAAAGCCACAUCUUCUCAGGUUUCAGCCAAACAAGGGGGCCCCAAGCCCUCAUCUAGCCACAAAUCCAGCACCUCAAGUGACCUUAGCUUCAAAAAAGAAAGCUCAUCAUCACUUCACAGAAGACCUUCAGGUACUCCUGGGACCAGGCCUCCUGGUACGUCUGUAACAGGUCAAAAAUCUCAACAUGGGAGCUCCCAACAGACCAGGCCCAUCCAGGGUAGCUCAAUGAAGCAGGGACCUACAGUCGCAGGCCACAAGUCUGGAAAGGGCCAACCACUAAGGUCAGGAAUUAAUUCUGCAGUAAAAUCAAGUGGUAAUUCAGUGAUGAGACCUUCAUCGAGCGGCCCUCCUAAGUCAGGGAACCAACCUCAGGCAAGGCCUGGAGGAACACCCCAGGCAAAAGCCAGUGGUGUCCCACAGGCCAGGCCUGGUGGAAGUAACCUACAGGGUCACCCUGGAGGUAGAGGAGUCCGACCUCCAGGGAUUGGACCUGGCCGACCUGGUAAUGGAGGACCAAUACCUGGACGACCAACAGGCAGCUUAGGAUCAGGACCUGGAAGACCCAAGUGCACUGUGGUGUCAGAGACCAUCUCGUCCAAGAAUGUUGGUGGACCCAGACCGGGAGUCCCUUCUCGGCCAGGCAUGCCACAAAGACCUGGGAUGGCACCUAGAGGAGGAAUGCCACCCAGGCCUAUGAACAGACCACCAGGUACAAUGUUACCACCUAUCACCUCUGCGUACAAGAGGAAAUACGAGGAUGAGGAAGAUGAUUAUGACUCAGAGAUGGACGAUUUUAUCGAUGAUGGAGGUGACGAGCAGGAGGAAAUUUCCAAACACAUUAAGGAAAUCUUCGGUUAUGAUCGAAACAGAUACAGGGAUGAGAGUGACUAUGCACUUAAAUUCAUGGAGAGCAGCUGGAAAGACAUGCAGAAAGAAGAAGCUAGGAGUCUGAAAAUGGCUGUGCAGGAAGAUCAGGAGGAGGAGAGAAAAGAGGAAGAGGAGCUGAAAAGACAAAUGGCCAAGAGGAAAAGAAGGAACUGAAGCCUUUUUCCUACUGAGAUGAACUGUGUUGCCUGAAAGAUGGGACAAUGGGUCUGCUAUCUGAACACAUAAAGCCCAGAGACUGUGUCCACCUUGGCCUCUGUUACUUUCUUUCCGCUUCUUUCCCUUUGUCCGGACAAAAACUGAGUGGACUGACACAUGACACUGACACAAGAGGAAAAGAGAAGAAGAAUUUUAGUGAAAGUCAACCAGAGAAAACUCAAAGAUUAAAUAUGCACAAAUCAUUCAGGCAUUAGGCUGCUAGGAUAUAAUGAAAAGUUCUUUCAUUUCCCCCACGUUAUAUUAUUUAUUUCCCCCAUUGAGUGCAGCGUUUACACUGUCAACAGUCCUAAUUUCUGAAAGGAACUGAGCUGUGAAGCGACGUAUUAAUAUGAAGGUGUGAUUUUUAGACCAACAAUGGUAUACAAUAUCAAGUGUUCAUGACAAGCUAUUUUUGAGCAGAACUUGCAAACUUUUUCACACAAACUUUGAUUGUAAACGUCAAUUGAAUAUGCAGAAAACAUUACCACCAGAUAUGUUGCGUGUUUCUCUUUAAAAAUGAUUUGAAAGAAGUGAUUGCAUUAAGGCUUUUAUUUAAAUGUCCAUGUUAUGGAUGCUAUGUCAGAGUAUGACAAUCUCAGUAAUAUAUACUUGGAUUCUAGAAAUCAAUGAAAGCAAUAAAAUAUUGUUUUCGUGCCA